AUGCCCGCCGAAGCGGCAACAAACGCCGUGCCGAACACAAGGAUAGUGACCAUCGGCCGCCAGGCCCGCGCGGAGCUCUCGAGCCUGCGCUUUCCAUUCAAACGAUUGGUGAGCGUCCGCGGUGCGACGAGGUUCGGCCUCGCCGCGUGCUACGGCUUGGCCGCAUGUUCUUGCCUCGUCAAGAUCGCGACGCAGCUCGAGUGCGAUGCGAGGAAGCCACCCGCACCCUUCGACGCGUCGCGCGACCGCUUCGUCGACGUCGCGGCGACGUGGUUCGGCCUCAACGUGGCCGUGGCGCUGUUGCUCGCCACGGCCGAUGCGGGCUGCGGCGUCGAUAAAUGUCAGAAACGCUUCCGGGAAUAUCCGCUCUUUGCCUGGUUGUACUCGGGCGUGUUCCAAGGGCUCUUCUUCACGCCCGCGUCCAUCGUCAUCGCGCUGACGGGGCUCGGUCUGUUGAAAGAUGCGUCCUGGGCCUGCGCGCUGGCGGCGCAGGCACUGCCGGGCAUCGCCGGGAUGCAGCUCCGCGAAUUACUACUGUUUAGGUCGGACUGGAUGAUGACGGCCCACCACAACCUCACAGCGUUGUUGGCGGCCGUCAUCUGGGCCGGCUGCCGCGAACAUCCGGAAGAUGCCAUUAGAUGCCUCACGGCGGCCGGCGCCGCCGCGGCGAUGGAGGGCGGGAGCGUCGGCUGCGUCAUCUGGACCGUGAGCGGCGGCGGGCGCGUGGCGUCCGUCUUGUACGCCAUUCUCAUGACGGGCUGCCACGUGCUGAUUUUGCCACUUUAUGUCACUUACGUGCUUCGAUGGGCGGGGGCCGGCUUCGACGGCGGCCCGCUCCUCUGCCUCCUGGUGGCCCUGGUGACCGUCGGCACGGCGCCCCUCAUGUGGACGCGGACGACGUUCAUGCUUGGCGAAUUGCGGCGGGGCGUCGCGUCCGGGGUGUUUGUGGAGGAGGACUCGAAGAAAAUUCGGUAA
Pelagomonas calceolata is the source of this 975-nucleotide messenger RNA. The record is from the annotation of a GenBank genome assembly. Lineage: Eukaryota; Pelagophyceae; Pelagomonadales; Pelagomonadaceae.